Messenger RNA from Spathaspora passalidarum NRRL Y-27907, 1938 nucleotides. RefSeq names its product anaphase promoting complex subunit. Gene Ontology annotation, molecular function: protein binding. NCBI's taxonomy places the organism in Eukaryota, Fungi, Ascomycota, Pichiomycetes, Serinales, Debaryomycetaceae. Gene Ontology annotation, biological process: cell division. The record is from RefSeq and is a predicted model, not a curated record. Bases 1 to 1938 code for a protein of 645 amino acids. The transcript has a single exon.
AUGGUGAAUCAAAAGACUCCGCUGCAGCACAACUCUACGCUAUAUAUCUCCCCCAUGAUGACGCGCAAACAGGAAUUGUUCAUCACCCCACCGAAUCCCCAACAACAACAACAACCACCACCGCAUUUCUUUGAAACACCAGGAUCCAACCGGUCUUCCUUCUUCAGCUUGUCCAAGGACCUGACACGGAUUACUGAACCACUCACACCAGUGGAGAAGCUCCGACUAUGGCGUCAUGACGCCUUAAUGCAACACCACUACACCACCGCAGAAUUCAUUGGCGAUAAGAUCCUCACCUUGACCAAUGACCCUAAUGACGCAUUCUGGUUGGCGCAAGUCUACUUCCAGAGCGGCAACUACCUUCGUGCCAAGAACUUGCUUAUUUCCAAACCCGAGUUUGAAAAAAAUGUCGGAUGCAGGUAUCUUGCCGGGUAUUGUUUGAUCAAGUUGGAGUUAUGGAGUGACGCAUUGGACUUGAUUGGUGAAAACAACCCAUUCACUAAAGACGACAAUUACCAGGUGAGAAGUAUAGACGGCGGAAUCAAACUCGAAGCAUCCAUGUGCUAUUUACGAGGGUUGAUUUAUGCCAAUCAGAAUAAUUUCGACCGAGCCAAGGAUUGUUACAAGGAGGCGGUGCUAAUUGAUGUGAAGUGCUUUGAAGCGUUUGAUGAGUUGAUUAGUAAUAACUUAAUGACUCCGGCAGAAGAGUGGGAGUUUAUUCUGAAUCUAAACUAUAGAGAUGCCGAUGACAACGAGGAAUUGAUUAAAUUGUUGUAUACUACAAGACUAAGCAAGUAUCUUAACGUGGACAAGUUCAACGAAGCAGAACAUAUCCUUAAGGAAGAGUAUGAGUUGGGCGAGAAUAGUGAUAUUUUGCUAAGUCGUGCUGAUUUCUUUUACAUUCAGUGCAAUUUCGAUUCAUGUUUAUCCAUAUGUGAGAAGAUUCUCGCGUACGAUCAGUACAAUUUCAACAUUAUACCCAAUUAUCUCAGUUGCUUGUAUGAACUUGGAGGAAAAAACAAAUUAUUCCUCAUGGCGCAUCAGCUUGCCGAAAACCAUCCUACAAACCCAAUCACCUGGCUAGCAAUCGGUACAUACUACUUGUCGAUCAACAAGGUCAUUGAAGCCAGAAAGUUCUUUAGUAAAGCCACACUACUUAAUCCAAAUUUCGGGCAAGCCUGGAUUGGAUUUGCCCACACAUUUGCCGCAGAAGGUGAGCAUGAACAAGCAAUAAGUGCUUACGCAUUUGCAGCCAGAUUGUUCCCCGGCACCCACCUACCUAAUUUAUUUCUAGGCAUGCAACAUUUGCAAAUGAAUAACUUGAAUUUGGCGGAGGAGUACCUUUCUGCCUCGUACCAGAUCUGCAAUUCCGACCCAUUAUUAUUGAAUGAGCUAGGAGUGAUUCAUUUCCACAAGUUGCAAUUCGAUAGAGCGGAAUUAUUCUUUCAAGAAGCGUUAGAUGCAGCGAAAUACCUCAAUUCCGAUAGUAAAACCUGGAUAUCGAUUCAUUCCAACCUCGGCCAUGUCUUCAGGAGAAAUGGCGAGCCAUUCAAGGCAUUAGACUGUUUCAACCAGGUGCUUAAGAUCAGCAACCGCAACAACGAUGCCAAUAUCUUGGCGGCGAUGGGACUCAUUUAUCUCAAGCUUGGCAAGGUGUUUAAACUGAUUGACGUGUUACAUGACGCGUUGGCUAUUAGUCCCGGUGAUCCCAUCGCUACUGACUUGUUGAAACGCGCAUUGGACGCCAAUAAGGACAAUGGUGCCGUGUUUAUUCAAGAGGUGGGUGCAAAUGUGCGUCCCGAUGACACUUUCAAGUCACCAUUGACAGGUAAAAUGAGGCUUAAGGAAGACAAUGUGGACACGCUUGCCCGCGACUUGAAAAAGGGAGAGGAGUCAAGUGAUGAAGAUGAAGAUGUUAUGGAUAUAGAAAGUGAUUAG